GCGGUCGUUCGCGCGUUAUGCUUACACGCAAACAUUCUUUAUCUACUCACUCGUACGUGCGUGGCUCUGAGGUGGAAUUCCAUUUUUGAAAUUUAAAAUUAUAUUUUUUAAUUUUGUGCUUCUCCGUUUGUAUUUCUGCGAAGUGUUAAUCGAGUUGUGCGUCGAAGUUGCAACAGAAAAAAUAACCAAAGAUAAAAAGGCGUUGCACGAGAACAUAAGAAGAUCGUUGUUCUACUAAUAUUGCAGGUAUCAAGAUGGGUCAUGCCAGAAUUUUGAUCAAGCUGGUCCUCCUCAGCCUGGUCCUCCACACGCAGAGCGCGCCAUCACGAAGAUCACGAGAUGCCGCCCUCCCAGAGGAAUCCGCCAGACAGAGCAAACUACAGGAUAAAUUCAAAGACAUAACGUCAACAGAAGCACCAUCACCAUCCAAUCGAAGAAACAAAGCACUCAACCUAUUUGGAUACUUCCCAUCUUUCCUGUCUUCCGGCCUAGACUACACAGAAGACGACGAUGAAGACGUCAGGUUCUCGGUUAACGACGACAACUUCGACGAUGAUGACUUAUCACGAACCAUACCUUCAAGGAGACGCCAACAGAACAAGAAGAAGAACGGCAAUGGAGAUUCCUUUCAAAACGAUAACAUAAACUCACUUCAAUACGAUAAUUCUCCUAUUUUCUACAUUAGGCUGCCACCCACACCAUAUAUGUUCGUUCCAGGAAUGGGUUAUGUGUCACAGCCACCCAGUCUAGGACCAAUGGCUCCAAUGCUUCCAAAUAUGGCCCCUCAGGAUCCUUUCAUCAAUCUUCCUCUCGACUUUGUCUCUAAUGGGAAACCAACUGGAGUAUAUCAAUGGAACGGAGCGCCUGGAUAUCCGCAAGCGCCUCAAAUGACUGAUCCAUUCGGCUACGGUCCGCCUAUGAUGCCUUCUCGUCCUAACUUCAACGCUCCAAGCUAUCCACAGAAGCCAGCACCAGCUCCAUCCAACUCAAAGGUCACAAAUUUGAAGGGUCCCUACGUAUUUAACGGAAAACCAAGUGACAGUGUUUAUGUAUUGAGAGAUACUUAUAACUCUAUUUAUUCGGACGCUUUACAAAACUUCUAUCCCUAGAUAUCAAUUUUACAUUAAUUUAAUUAUUUAAAGUCUGGCUCGUAUCGAGCCAAAGUUUCAAGCGGUAUAACACGUCCAAGUUUUUUUUAUGCCUUUUUAAGUGUAAGAGCGAGUAAAUGAUCCAUCUAAUGCUAAGCGGAUCUUGAUCACAUCACUCUGUGCCUGUCAAGCGUACACUUAAGGGGGAAUGCCUCAUGUUUCUGCAACUUCAUCCGCCCUCUUUAAACCAGAACACAAGUGUCUUAAUUCUUCAACUUUCUGUUAAUUUGUGACUCAUUCGAGUGAGGCUGAAAAUUGCUCAAAACUAAUCUUGAUAGAAAGUUACAAAUGUUUGAAAUUUUGUGAUAGGACAGCAUUCCACUUAGGUCUUUUUUUAGUUAUGUAGGAUGCGGUAUGGAUUUGAGCAUCAUAUGCCGAUAAGUAAAAAAAUGCGAUUCUGUAAGGCGCUGGAAACGACAAAUAGCAUUAUAGUAUGAAUUUGUGUGACACAGUACAGUUUUUUCAUUCCCCUUUUUGAAAGAGGGAUGUAGUCUUAUAUUAUUAUUAAUGUCUGCAGCAGACAGUUGCCAUAUUGCAACUGGUCCUAAUUCAUGAAAUGAUUGCCUGGACCUAUCCUCACUAUGAGUUCAACAAGAUAGCCGCUUGUCACUCUUUCAACUCGCGGGGAUUAAAUAAUAACUAAGUUUAUAUUGUACUCAAAAUGAUACCUACGCUUUGAGAGGAUCGGUCUAGGAGACAAUAUAAUAAUAAUAUGUAAUAACUCUCUAAUAAUAACAAGCUUUCGUAAAUUAGGAAAAACACUACAUAGUAAUAACGAAUUAAGCAUUUAUAUUAAAUUAUAAUAUUAUGAUCUUAGUUGGUUUUUGUAAUGAAACAUAAGGCAGAUUUUGCGUUGUGUUAUAUAUAGGUCUAAAUUUCAGACAGUAAAACGUGGAAUAAAAUAUUUGGGAUUGAAAACUUGUCACGAAAUUCAAUUAUUGUAGUGUAUCGGAUCGUACCUAAUGCAGGCUUCGACGAGAGGUGGGAUGGUCUGCAUCCAGCGCUUGUGUCUUUCGAUAUCAUAUUAUAUACUCUGGGGUCGGUCCUUCAUUUCUGAAGAUUGUUGUCAGUAUUACGAUUUCAACUCGAGAGCGUGUCUCUUACAACCGUGAAGGUUUUGGAUGACGAGUCUUUGAUCGGUUCAUUUAUUGAAGAACGACCUUGCCUUCGGCAUUAUAUUAUGUCUAUUUAACUUAUACAAUUUUUCAAAAGUUUUACUUACUAUUAAUAGUGAUUGUUACCUAUAUAUAACAAUUACUUCAUCUUUCUUCUUAUAAGGGUUUAUCUAAUUUUUCAGCUUAUUCGAAACUCGUAGUACAAUUGUCAUUGUAAAUCUACAUUCGAAAAUUUGAUGGCUUUAUUUACCAUGUUAUAAUCUAUAUAAAGUAUGUAUAUUGUAGUACAAUGAAAAAUAUAUUUAUCAGUAAUAAUAUUCAAUUUAAAAUAUCUAUAAUAUUCUGUAAAAUACUUGAUUUUCCACUGAAUAAGAAGCAAUAAAAUAAUUUUAAUUUAACAAUUAGUAGUAGUAGGUUGGUGAAAGCCCUUCAUUAUAUAUGUGAAUGUCGCAGGUAUAUUGUCAAAGACGUGAUAUUACAAUUUCAUAAGUGAUACUAUAACUUAACGGAAGAUUAUCAAUCUACUUCAUUUCUUACAAUUUAACGGCCCGGUUUUAGUGUGAUUGUAAUGUCACGGGUACAAUGUAGUGAUAUUAUAAUAAAUCUAGGUAUAUCACGAAUGAAGCAGUGUGAGACGUUGAACGAUUGGUAAUUUUUUUUUAAAUAUGCAAUAUGCAAAACAAUUAUAGUAAACAUUUGAGAGUGUAUGCAAUUUUUCGUUUGAAAUAAUUAUAAUAGGUAUCACUAGUGAAGUUGUAAUAUCACGGCUUUGACAAUAUAAUUGCGACAUAUAUAUUAUAAGCGGUGUAGUUGAAUGCGCAUUGGCAAUAAAUAGGGUCUCAGUGGCGGAUGGUGUGCGGGGAAUCUUUAGUACUGUGUAAGUACACAGUACUAAAGAUUCCGACAUAUAUUAAAGUUAAUAUUUGUAUGGGUAUGAAACUAUAAACGUCGUGAUCGGCUUAUGUUAUUUAUUAUCUUUAUUUCUCCUUUAAAGUCACUGUCGUUAAUUCAUCUCUCAUCAACAACUCUUUAUCAGCUAUCGUACGUGCGAAUUUUCGAACGAAAAAUGUUAUUAUAUUUCUACUGAAAGCGAGGGAUGUAACCACUGACCUCUACUAUAUACCACUGGACUGGCGGCUGUCAAAGUGCUUUUGUGCCUGUUUGAUGUACGCCAUUUUGGCGCUGUUGGCAAUGUAGUGAUAGUCUGCGGUACUAAAACUAGUGCUGAAAGCCUCAGCAAACAUCGAUAGAUUGUGUAACUAUUUACUACUAUUUAGUUGAUCCUUGAUGUAUAAAUAACACGGAAAACGAACGAAAUUAAUUCAAAAUGCAAAAAAUGCUUCAGAUUAUUGUACGUUCCUUUGCAGCCACUUGUAUUAUACGUCAAAAUUAGUUCUCUGGACGCUCGCGAGUGGUGCUUCAAAUAGGCACAAAAAUUUGUUUAUUUUGUUAAAAAUGGAUUAGCCUGUCCAGUGGUAUUAUAGAGGUCAGUGGAUACAGUACCUACUGCACAGAUUUAAAAUCAUUGGAACGCUGAAUAUACAUGUUAGUCUUAAAAACUGUUGAACAAAAGAGGUUGUAAGACUAAGGUAUCCAGUAUCACUUCGUACAGCCAGAGGAAGUGUCAUUACGGCCCAGAGAACUCAAAGAAGCACCGGGAACCGCGGGUCCAAAUAGUAAAGUUUUAAGGGCUGUCACAAUAGAUCAAUCUCUUUUAGAACUGCCACAAAAAUGGCUUAAAAUACUAAUAAUAAUAAAACCUUACUGGAUUAAAAAGCGCCGACACAUCUCUAAUUCCAUUGCCUAACUUCCGGGAGUCGCUUUUCCGAUCCCUUUUAUAAUUAUAUACUAGACAACCGAUGAAAACAGUCCAGGUUUAUUACUUUAGUUUGCGUGUCAAGGUACGUCUUGCACUCGCGAUUUGUUUGUCACUUUGUGUUAGUGUGCAUGGAUUGCUCAAAAAAGAGGUAAACUGUCAACGUCAUCUUUUUCGACGUUUAGACAACUGUCACAGACUAUCUAGAUUCUAGAUAUAUACAUGAUCUAAGGCUACAUGUUAUAAUGUGCGCAUUCAUUUUACUUAUGUUAUAACGCUGGGGCCAAUACUCGUACGUUUAGUAAUCUUAAUAUUUUAAUAUAUCAUAAAUAUUACUAGAUGUUAUAUUGCUUAUACUAUUUGUAAAACGUAGUAAUCAUGUACUUAGUCAUUAUGUAGACGCAAUUCUUUUAAUUUAUUUUCUCUAUUUAAUAAUAAUAUUUAAGGCGUACAAAAAGUUAACUUUGUAAGUAUGCAAAAUUGUGAUUAACGAUCCGUCCAAUUAAUUUAUAUGUACCCAAUGUACAGUUAUUAAAUAAGUUUAUUUUUGUCUGAACAAUGUAGAUAAUUAUUGUGACUUAGGUAAUUAAGUUGGUAUUAUUUUAUUUAAGGUAUACUAUAUUAGGAUAUAGUAUUAUAUAAGGUUUACUACAUUAAUAAAGUAAUAUGUAUU
Leptidea sinapis is the source of this 4752-nucleotide messenger RNA. RefSeq lists its product as uncharacterized. NCBI's taxonomy places the organism in Eukaryota, Metazoa, Arthropoda, Insecta, Lepidoptera, Pieridae. The coding region runs from base 255 to 1109 and encodes 284 amino acids. The transcript is spliced from 4 exons. The record is from RefSeq and is a predicted model, not a curated record.